AUGGCGAAACUUAGAGUGAAAAAACGUAGUGUUGUUUUGAUCCCAUACACUUACCAAGGCCAUGUAACACCCAUGCUUCAGCUUGGGAAAAUCCUUCAUUCUAAAGGGUUCUCUGUCAUUGUAGCUCACCCGGAUUUCAAUUCUCCAAAUCCUUCAAAUCACCCCGAAUUCGUCUUCCUUCCAUUGGAGGCCAAUUUAUCUGGUUUGGACACCUCAAAUGAUAUCCUCGGAGUGAUGUCGGCGAUGAACCAGAGUUGCAAAGCUCCCCUGGUGGAUUACUUGGUUCCAAUGAUCAAGGAUCAAGAGAAGUAUGGUCAAAUAAGUUGUAUUAUCUAUGAUAUUCUUAUGGGCUUUGGGAACUCUGUGGCUGUUCAGUUAAAGAUUCCCAGUCUGGUUCUAAGCACUUGUAGUGCAUUUUACAUGCAAACUUAUCGCAUCGUCUUGAAACUUCAGGCACAAAAUCAGAUCCCUUUGCGAGAGGAGAAGAUGUUGGAGCCAGUCCCUGAGCUCCAUGCACUUAGGUACAAGGAUUUAGUCGCACCUGUUAAUGUUAAAGUUGAUGAUGUAGUCAUGGAUUUCUUCACGGCAAUGGCUAAUAUAGGGUCCUCUGUUGGCAUCAUUUGGAACACGGAAGAAGUUCUUGAUCGCUUCGCAUUGGAAGAAUUCAGGCAAAGUUACAAAGUUCCAUCUUUUGCCAUAGAACAGACAACAGACAGAGGUUUUAUUGAAAGAACUAUCAAAAGGGUCAUGGUGGAUGAUGAAGGCAAGGAAAUUAGGCAGAAAAUGACAGAGCUGAAACAGAGUUUGGAAGUUUCGAUACAGAAGGGCGGGAGUUCUUGCAAGUCAUUGGAUGACUUGACAGAGUUCAUCUGCUCAUUCCCAUUGAUCAAUUGA
This is a messenger RNA of Oldenlandia corymbosa var. corymbosa, 894 nucleotides long. Lineage: Eukaryota; Viridiplantae; Streptophyta; Magnoliopsida; Gentianales; Rubiaceae. The record is from the annotation of a GenBank genome assembly.